Messenger RNA from Dovyalis caffra, 351 nucleotides. The record is from the annotation of a GenBank genome assembly. NCBI's taxonomy places the organism in Eukaryota, Viridiplantae, Streptophyta, Magnoliopsida, Malpighiales, Salicaceae.
AUGCUUGAAGCCUUUGCUGCGGAUCACGUUGUAAUGGAUUCGUUUGGUAUUGCAAACCCGGAUGCUCGAAACGGAAAAUAUAAAGCAAAGAUCAUAGACUCCAAGCAACUAGAAAGGAAAACAUAUGCCAACAUGACACAUUUUAAGACAAGGCUUCCAAGACAACACCACAAUGCGGAACAAAGCAUAUCGCUUAUCAUAGCUCGAAGACCGGAUCUGGAAGAGGAUCGAAGCCCGGAGCUCGGAGGACUGGAAGUCCGGAACUCUGAAGAGGACUCGGACUCACUCGUCACUCGAGUGGAGAGUGAAGAACAGGAGAAGAAAAGUGAAAAUUUGAGAGUGCGAGAGUGA